Prosopis cineraria is the source of this 338-nucleotide messenger RNA. Its product is annotated as calcium-binding protein KRP1-like. The coding region runs from base 46 to 282 and encodes 78 amino acids. The record is from RefSeq and is a predicted model, not a curated record. The transcript has a single exon. Gene Ontology annotation, molecular function: calcium ion binding. Lineage: Eukaryota; Viridiplantae; Streptophyta; Magnoliopsida; Fabales; Fabaceae.
CGUCCCACGAACAACGGCGUGGUCUUUCAGGACUACUUCCCGACCAUGGUGGAGAAGCUGGGGACGGAGGGGUUCAUGAGGGAAACUGAGGAAUGGGUUUCGGCUGUGCUGAUGGAUAAAGAGAAGGAGGUGAUCACGUUCGAGAGCUUGAAGAAGAACUCUGCCUCGCUGGGUUUGCAGGGGAUGAGCGACGAUGAGAUAAUGUGUAUGCUCAGGGAAGGUGAUUUGGACGGAGACGGAGCUCUUAAUGAAAUGGAGUUUUGCACUUUAUGUUCAGGUUGAGCCCUGAUUUGAUGAACAGUUCCAAGUCCCUCUUGGAGGAAGCCAUUUUUACUCAA